GCGAGUAUAAUAGAUUACAACUUUUGCUUCAAAAAACCGAAUAGUCAGAAUUCAGAUCAGAAUUAUUUUUCAAAUACCAUUGUAAGUUGUAUUCUUUAAGUUCUAGUGAUUAAUUAGAAAGAAAGAUAAAUAAGUGAAAUGGCAGAUUUACAUGAAAACGGUGAUCAGAUGCAACAAGAUGAUGGAUACAAUGGACAAGAUAUGGAUCAUCAAAAUGGAGGUGGAGAUUCCUCAGAAAUUGGACGUGACGAUGAUAGAAAGUUGUUUGUCGGUGGAUUGAGCUGGGAGACGACAGAAAAGGAAUUACGCGAUCAUUUCGGUCAAUAUGGCGAAAUUGACAGCAUUAACGUUAAGACCGAUCCUACAACAGGCCGCUCACGAGGAUUUGCUUUCAUAGUUUACAAAGCUGCAGAGUCAAUUGACAAAGUUGUCGCUGCCGGUGAACACAUAAUCAACAACAAAAAAGUUGAUCCAAAGAAGGCAAAAGCAAGAACUGGAAAGAUUUUCGUUGGUGGAUUAAUUCCUGAAAUAAGUGACGAUGAGAUUAGAGCCUAUUUUGCACAAUUCGGAAAUAUUGUGGAAAUGGAAAUGCCAUUUGAUAAGCAAAAGAAUCAACGUAAAGCCUUCUGCUUUAUAACUUUCGACUCGGAAACAGUUGUAAAUGAGCUGUUAAAGACUCCAAAGCAAACAAUUAGUGGUAAGGAAGUUGAUGUAAAGAAAGCCACACCGAAACCAGAUAAUGCUCCAAUGAUGGGAGGUAUGCGUGGUGGAAGUGGUGGACGUAAUAUGCGUGGAGGACGAGGAGGCCGACAAUUCCAGGGUGGAAAUUGGGGCGGCAAUUACAGUAGUGGUGGACCAUAUCAGAGUGGUGGUGGUAGUUGGAAUCAAGGAAAUUGGGGAAGCAAUUACGAUAACUAUCAGGGUGGAUAUGGUGGUCCAAUGGACGGCUACUACGGAAACUAUGAUUCAGGCUAUGGAAACUACGGAAGUGGUGGCAAUUACGACAAUUAUGAUGGAAAUUAUGGUUUCAAUGGCGGUUACCGACAAGGAGGAAGAAGUAGUAGAGGUAUUUGUCAAUCAAAAUACACAAAAAUCAAGUCCAAAUCUUAGUUAAAGAAAUCUUUAAUUUUUUAAAACAUCCUGUCCUGUCGAAACUUUUUAAUUUUUUUAAAAAUGCAUAAUUUUUAUAAUUUCUUUAAUGCUUAUCUAUCAAAAUUGUGUCUUUAUGUAAUCAGCCAGUGUCGAUACGCCAAAAUUGAACACUUAAUUUGUUAUUUAGAGACUCGUACCGACUCUGGAUGCAAAAAUGAAGAAAAAUUAAUUCGGAAUUUUUUUUGAACUUAAAGAGAAAAAAAAGCAUGUCCAAGAAAUUGUUUGCAUAGAUGUUUAUAGUUUGGGGACAUUUUGUCAAAAUUUCAAGCAUAAUUUUGACAAAAUUUUCCUAAAAUCCAAAGUUAAAAUUCACAAACAAUUUCGCACAAAUCUUUAUUUAACUUUUAUUUCCUCUGUUUUUUUAUAUGACUUAUUAUAGGAGGUGGCAACUAUCAAGGUGGAAAGCAAAGAGGUGGAGGACGCCAACAAAGACAUCAACCAUACUAAAUCCAUUAAAAACCACAGAAAUAAUAGUUCAUCUCAUCAUUACAAUAAAAGAAAAUCCUUAUUUGUAUUUUUUUUGAGUAUAAGAUACAUACAAAAAACCAUUUAAUAUCGUUCAGUGUCUUCGAUGAAAAAGAAUAUUUUGAUUGGAUAAUUCGAUUUGAUAGUAAAUAUUAUAAUAAUAAUUUUCAUUCACCAAAAAAAAAGUAGAAAAACAACAAAAAACAAAAACAAAUCACAUAAAAAGAAAGAUAAUAAAUAUAAUUAAAUAAAAAUACACCCGACGACCGACCAUUAUGAAGAGAAUUACUCAAUGAAAUGAGGAAAUUUAAUUAACAUUAUUUGAGAACAUGAUUCAUUCCACAAAACCAGAAACACCGUCGACACACAACUCUUUCAUUAUUUUUUUAAAACAUUAAAUGCGUAAAUUGAUAAAAGAAAUCUUUUUGGCUGAUAUGAAUGUCCGAAGAUAUCAGAAUUUGAUGAUAAAAAAAUUGUGAAUUUAAUUAAAAUUUUCUCUUUUCUUUAAAUUGUCCCCACUGACUGGAUUUUUAUUAUUAUUAUUUUCUCUUUUCUUUUUGUUUUGAAUAAUUUUUUUUUGUGAAAUAUUUUGUAUUUAUGAUGAUAUUUAGACAGAUUUACAUAAUUAUAUAAUGGGAAAAAAACAAUCAAUGAAAUUAGAAUGAACGCUGAAAUAUCUUUAACAUUCAAAGACCUCGAUAUUUAAGAUCUAUCUUCAUAAAAUUAAUAAGCUCUAAUGAUAAAAUUUUUGACUUUUUUUCAAAUACAAAACUUUCCUUUUUUUUCUUUUUUUGUUUCUUAAUUUUUUCAAUAAUUAAUUUAACUUUACACACAAACAGACACAGAAGAUGCGAUUUUUUUCUGACUUAUUUUUUUUUGUUCUCAUCCAGAAAAACUUUAAAAGAAUGAAGAAAAAAAAAACACAAAUAUAAAAAAAAUAUCUAGUAAUUUAAAGAAUAGAAUUAAUUCACGAUGGUAACUUUUUAAAAUAAUAAUGAAUAAAAAAGUGAAAAGUAACUAUUUUUAAUCAUUUCUAAACAAAAAAAUAAAAAAUUUAUUAAUAAGAAUUUAAAAAAAAUACAACUCUUAAGAUUAAAGAAUGUAAUAAACAAAAAAAAUGGACAUAAUAACCGUAUCUUGCAUUUUCUUGGUUCAAUUUUAAGACAAAUUUAACAUGUUUCUAUGUGUUUAUCUCAUUAAUUAAUCUACAACUCAUAAAUAUCAAUGAUGAUAAAAGAAGGAAAUAAAGAAAAAAUAUUAAUAUUUAGUUUUGUGUACUUAGUGAAUAAAUGAAGUUUAAUCGAAUUUUUAUUAUUUUUUUGAUUUUAUUUUUCCGACCGAAAAGUAAAUCCAUCAAAUGCAUGUUAAAUAACGUGAAAAAAAAAACAAUUUAAAUAAAAAAAAUCUUUUUUUUUCAAAACAAAAAGGACUGAGCUGGUUUUGUCUAUUUUCAGAUUUUGAAAUUGAUUUAAAGAAUUUGAACUUGAACUUGAUUAUAAUUAAUAUUUUCAGGCUAUGGGGCCGUUCACUAAUUACGUUCGCAUUUUAGGGGGGGGGGGGGGGGGGGGGGGCGGUUGAAAUUCACGAAAUAAAUUUGUUUACAAAUUCACACCAAAAACAUUUUUUUAAAUUUUGAAAAAAGUCGUUUUUUUCCAUAACGUAAUAAAAGAACCCCAUGUUAUAUUCUAUUUACUAUUACUUUCACAGAAUGACUGAUAUCAAUCACUACGAAAUUAUCUGACGGGCAUUUUUCAAAAAAGAACAAUAAAUUUCCUGGAAUUUCUAUUUUUCUUUUCUAGCU
This is a messenger RNA of Chironomus riparius, 3418 nucleotides long. Lineage: Eukaryota; Metazoa; Arthropoda; Insecta; Diptera; Chironomidae. The record is from the annotation of a GenBank genome assembly.